AUGUAUUUCUUGGUCAAGAAGCCUACGUGGCUGGCUUUUGAUCCAAAUGAGUAUUGUGACGAAGAGGUGCGCAUGCUGCAAGUGCGGCACAGAGAUGGCAGUUCAAAUACAAAGCUUGUAAAGUUUGAGGAUGGCACAUGGUAUUUGAAGAAUGGAAGCCAGAUGUUUGCACUGAAAAGCACGGGCAUGAAGAGACACACAGGAAUAGGAGCUCAGAAUGGAAGAACUGUGGAGAUCAAAGAGGUCGUUGAGAGCAAAUGGUUUGUAAAGGCAAAUGAGGCAGAAGAAAAAAUGUGA
Ordospora pajunii is the source of this 297-nucleotide messenger RNA. RefSeq lists its product as uncharacterized. NCBI's taxonomy places the organism in Eukaryota, Fungi, Microsporidia, Ordosporidae. The record is from RefSeq and is a predicted model, not a curated record. The transcript has a single exon. Bases 1 to 297 code for a protein of 98 amino acids.